This is a messenger RNA of Solanum stenotomum, 1323 nucleotides long. RefSeq names its product aspartic proteinase CDR1-like. The transcript has a single exon. The coding region runs from base 1 to 1323 and encodes 440 amino acids. Lineage: Eukaryota; Viridiplantae; Streptophyta; Magnoliopsida; Solanales; Solanaceae. The record is from RefSeq and is a predicted model, not a curated record. Gene Ontology annotation, cellular component: extracellular region.
AUGGAAAUUAAUACUAAAGCUUUCACUCUUAUGUUGGUUCUUUUAUCGUUCUUUCAUCUUUCUUUAGUUUCUGAUAGUAAAAGUGUAAAUGGCUUCACUCUAGAUCUUAUGCAUCGUGAUUCUCCUCUUUCACCUUAUCACGAUCCAUCAAACACUCCAUUUGAACGCCUUCAAAAGGUCUUCCAUCGGUCAUUCUCCCAGGCUUCCUUUUUUGGGGGAAAAAGUGUUCCUUCAAUCCAAUCGACUCUUACACCAAACGAAGGUGAAUUCCUCAUGAAAAUAUCCAUUGGUACACCCCCAAUAGACACUUUUGUCAUUGCUGACACUGGUAGUGACUUGACAUGGACACAAUGUGAGCCUUGUGAUAAUUGUUUCAAACAAUUGACACCUAUUUUCAAUCCCAAGAAUAGCUCUUCAUAUAAAACUAUUGGUUGUCACAAUAAACUUUGUCAAAGGUCACGAUGUAACAAUAAUACAUGUAAUUAUUUAGUGAUUUAUGGUGACCUAUCUCACACUAGGGGUGAUCUUUCAAGUGAAACUUUCACAUUUGCUUCUAGUUCUGGUAAAAAUGUUUCAAUUCCUAACAUUGUGUUUGGUUGUGGACAUGACAAUGGUGGCUCAUUUACCAAUGUCACUUCUGGUAUCAUUGGCUUAGGUGGUGGUAAUGUCUCAAUUGUCAACCAAAUGCAUCAUGAAAUCAAAGGGAAAUUCUCUUAUUGUUUGAUCCCAUUGGAAUUAUUGUUAGAUAGUUCCAAUGCAACUAGUCACAUCAACUUUGGUGACAAUGCUAUCGUGUCUGGUCCUGGCAUCAUUUCAACUCCCAUCUAUAAAAAGGAAUCACCUACAUUCUACUAUCUAAAUUUGAAAGGUAUCAGCAUUGGAAACAAGACGUUAGAAUUCAAAUCUUCUUCGAUUUCUCAACCCGGUUAUGAUCUAGGCAACAUUGUAAUUGAUUCUGGCACAACGUCAACCUAUGUGCCUGAUGGUUUUUACUUGAAUUUGGAAUCAUUGUUGAUGCGUUCGAUCAAUGCUACUAGGAAGGAUGAUCCUUUUAAGAGACUUGAUUUGUGUUAUGCGUCAAAUGAGAAUGGUACUAUUGAUGUUCCAAAGAUUGUUGCACAUUUUACAAAUGCAGAUUUAGAGUUGUUAACUUCAAACAUUUUUACACAAGUGGUGGAAGGUAUAGUUUGUUUGACAAUAGUGCCAGGAGGAUCAAAUCAAAUUUCUAUACUUGGAAAUUUGGCACAAGCCAAUUUUCUAAUUGGAUAUGAUCUUAUGGCCAACAAAGUAUCCUUUAAGCCUACAGAUUGCACCAAGUACUAA